AAUAACUUGACCCGAACUCCCUCCUCUUCCUCCUCCCCAAAGGUGCUCGCCGCUGUGCUCUUCUUAGUCUCUUCCAAUUUUAAAGUCAAGACGCGAGAUGAUGAUGAUGUCGCCGCCCUCGAUGAGGGUGCUCUGCAUUUGUUUGCUCCACCUGGCCGCCCUCUCCACCCUCACCUCAGCGGGCAACUUCUACAAGGACUUCGACAUCACCUGGGGCGACCGCCGUGCCCAGAUACUCAACGGCGGCCAGGGACUCACGCUCUCUCUCGACAAGGUUUCCGGGUCCGGUUUCAAGUCCAAGAACGAGUACCUCUUCGGACGGAUCGACAUGCAGAUCAAGCUCGUUGAAGGCAACUCGGCCGGGACAGUCACCGCAUACUACUUGUCCUCUCAAGGCCCGACCCACGACGAGAUCGACUUCGAGUUCCUUGGCAACCUGUCUGGGAACCCCUACACGCUCCACACCAAUGUGUUCUCGCAGGGGAAAGGAAACAGAGAACAGCAAUUCCACCUCUGGUUCGAUCCCACCAAGGCAUUUCACACCUAUUCGAUUGUCUGGAACGCUCGACGCAUCAUCUUCCUGGUGGACAACAGUCCCAUAAGAGUGUUCAACAACUUGGAGUCCAUCGGCGUGCCUUUCCCACGCGACCAGCCCAUGAGGCUUUACUCUAGCCUCUGGAACGCCGAUGACUGGGCGACAAUGGGCGGCCGCGUCAAGGCUGACUGGACAAAAGCUCCUUUCAUCGCGUCUUUCAGGAACUUCAACACCGAUGCUUGUGUGGUCUCGUCCGGGUCUUCGUCCUGUGCCUCAAAAUCCACCAACAGCUUACAGACGAGCACGUGGCAGGAGCAAUCCCUCGACGCAUCCGGCAGAAACAGGCUCCGAUGGGUGCAGCAGAAGUACAUGGUCUAUAACUACUGCAGCGACUCCGAACGGUUCCCUCAAGGUCUACCGCCAGAGUGCAAGAGAUCGAGGUUCCUCUGAAGCUCGAAGCUGCAUCCACUUCUUCUACCACAGUUUAUUGAUUCUUUUGCGCAAGAUGUUAUAUAAAAUAGUGAGCAAAAUUCAUUCAUUAUUCUUUCAUGUAACGACGAGUGACAUCAACAAAAGGCGAUUUCCCCA
Rhodamnia argentea is the source of this 1123-nucleotide messenger RNA. RefSeq names its product xyloglucan endotransglucosylase protein 1-like. Gene Ontology annotation, biological process: cell wall biogenesis; xyloglucan metabolic process. The record is from RefSeq and is a predicted model, not a curated record. The transcript has 3 exons. Bases 98 to 985 code for a protein of 295 amino acids. Gene Ontology annotation, cellular component: cell wall; apoplast. Gene Ontology annotation, molecular function: hydrolase activity, hydrolyzing O-glycosyl compounds; xyloglucan:xyloglucosyl transferase activity. NCBI's taxonomy places the organism in Eukaryota, Viridiplantae, Streptophyta, Magnoliopsida, Myrtales, Myrtaceae.